AUGUGUGUGUGUGUGUUUUUAGAGUUUAACAUAGGUUUUCAAGACUCAAGCUUUAAUAACAGAGAGAGAGAGAGAGAGAGAAACCAGGAGGUUGUAACGUUCAUGCUUUAUCCAAGGGCAUUUAGCGACAUAGUGAAAUAAUUCUAUGGCUAUAUCUCUCCUUUCUCCCAUCAAUGUUCUUCAAAAGAAACAGAAAAACUAGGUUGGUUGAUUAUUAAACUAACCCAUUUCAUUGACGAUAAAGAAAAUGAAGCAGCAAUCUUUGUGGUUCGCCAAAGAAAUCUCUUACUCUCUUUUCUGCUAUAUGAUUUUUUUAAAUCUCAUUCUCUCCAUGUUUUUAUCAAGGUUCAAUUUAUUCGAGUAGUUGAUGAUGAUGCUGCUACACCAGUCGUUAAGCAUGGUAACUUCCUAAAACUAUGUGAUUGAUCAUACUGGUGACUAACUUGUAUCCAAUUCUGCCGGAGGAUUUUAAGCCUCUCAAUGGUGACUUCUGAUGAAUCAGAUGGAGAUUUUAGUUUGAAACUGGUUCUGGACUUUAUUCAGCAGCCAUGGCCACUAGUACGUCAUCAGUCUCCGCUGACACAACCAAAGAUAAAAGUGCUAAAAUACUCCAUGGAAUCCUUUCAAAACCAUCGAAGGCUGUUUCUGUCUCAGAUGUUUCCUCUGAAAAUGCAGAAAAGAAAAGGGGACUUCGGAGAAAAUUGGAGAGAAACGUGAAUUCAGUCUAUGCCAAGCGGUCGCUGUCGGAUGCGAAACAAGAAAGUGUCACAAAGAAAUUCAAGAAAACGAAAAGAGACAAAUCUUAUAAUUCCCAAACCUCAAAGAACACACCUUCCCGCAGCACUUCGACAUCCUCCAGGAGGCUCUCAUCUGAGAAGAAGAAUUCCGACAGACAACAUUGGUUGGGUAGCAGAGUCACAGAGAACAACAAAACCGGCAAAAUGCCACCAUCGUCCGCAGAGAACAAACAGGAGAAAUCCAACGAUGACGAAAAGUUCUACUAUUAUUUUGAGACACAAUCAUGUCAUAUCACAGAAGAGAAAGGUACCAAAUUAUAUGGAUGCGAGGUGUGCAAAGGUGUUUACCGUUAUGCUUUCAGUCUGAAGCGCCACUUUCUUCGGAACCAUAUAAACGUUAAGUAUUUAUCGGAGGCUGACAUUUCAAACUGCAUGAUCAAUGUUGCCCAGCAAGACUUGAUUGCUAGGCGUCAUGCGUCGGGCAAGCGCCUGAAGAGCAACUGUGCUGCAGCUGGUAGCCCUCGCGUCUCGAUGCAGGCUAACUUUGUAUCAAAAAGUGUGAGUCAAUCAGAACUGUAUCGGUGCAGCCUUUGCAGCGAACUCUUUGACUAUAAAGAAGAUCUUGUAGAACACACGCAUAACCACAUGACUGCUCCACCGACUGUAGCGCCUAUGGCUCCUGUUAAGGCUCAGCUUGCGUGUGAAAUUUGUGGUAUGAAGUUCACCUACAAACAGAACUUGAUACGGCACCAGGCUGUCCAUUCCGGAAACUUGCCCUUCCAAUGCGAAUAUUGUCAGCGGUCGUUUCCGACUCUAAUCAGCAAGAAGCAACACGUUCGCAUCCACGUACACAACAAGAACAAGAAUAAGGUUGUCGGCACAAGUAGCAACAACAACAACAGCAGCAACAAGAACAAGACCAAUAAGAACAACAGCACGCCUGUCCCCACGUCCACUACUACCACCAUCACUACUACCAUUUCUGUUACCGCUGUUGAUACCACCACCCUUACAAACACUGCUACUACCAUGUCUACAUCUACUACAACUACUACUCCCUGUAGCAGCACCACCACCCCCGCUGCCAGCGUCGCCCCUGUGAAAUCCACCAGCAGCAAUCAGGCCAAAACUACAUCAAGCAACUCUAGCAGCAGCAGCACUAACGACAACAACAACAGCAGUGACGUGGCCACCACCAUCGAGAGCAGUAGUAACAAUAACAGCAGUAGCAGUAGUGGUGGUGGUGGUGGUGGUAGUGGUAGUAGUAGCAGUAAUAGUAGUAGUAGCAGUUCUGGUCACAGUAUUAAAUCAGCGUCUGUCCAAUCUACGUCCAGGACGUCUACGAAAGCGGAACCGGAACCGGUGGUCGACGACCUGCAGUGUCAGAUCUGUGGCAAAGUUUUCUCUUGCUCAUCAUUCCUCAUGAAACACAUUGUGUGUAUGCACAACGGUGCUAUGAAGCGCAAGGCGAACCAGAACCGAAAAGCAGCGAACAAUCAAAAAGAAUCCACUUCCCAAAGCAUAAAACAAGAGCCUGGAACGGAAAGCCAGGCGAACCCUUCCAAAGAAAACAUAACUGCGAAACCCUCAAAACAGACCUCGAAAAAAAAGUGCAAAUUCAAAUACAUCUGCACUGUUUGUAAACGCAAGUUCAGGUCCUACGUGCAGAUGUGCAAACACAGACGUUCUGCUCAUUCUAAGGUCAAUGUCAGUGAUAAAAAUUCUGCGUUUUACGACAUAGAACAAACUGAUUUUGAAAACGAGUUGCUUCCAGGUGACUUUGAGGCCCCGUUCCUUGAACCAAAGGAUGUCGCCGAAAACGUCGCACGGAAUCUUUGUUGUUAUAUCGAUGGCCGUGUCGAUUCCUUCUCGGAUUUUAGUAAAUAUGUAAAAGUCAAAGGCUAUACGUCUUUGUUAGAACAUGAUCCAGAAUAUUUAAAACAAGAGUCAGAUGCUAUUUGGUCUGAAUAUAAUUUCCCUUCCUCUUUCAAGACUGAAAAUGAAAUUUGCAUAUGUACAAAAAGUGAAGAAUCGCCUUCUCUAAAGCAUUUAAAUUCUCAGGAAUGUUCUCCGAAAACCUCAGUGGAAAAUCCAAACGAAUCAACUUGCGAAUCAACUUGCCAGUUGGGUUCUCAUUCUUCAAAUAAUCCGGAGGCUGAUUCAAAUCUGACGGACAAUAGCUCACCCUGUGAUCAACAAACAUUGACUUUAGCUACUCCUACCACAUCGUUACCUGUUACAAAUGUCGUUAAAAACCACUUCUUGUCCCAUUGUGGCCUUGAUCUUGUGAAUAAUGCACCCAGUUUGCAUCCAGUAAAUGAGGGGACAGCAAAUACUGAGAAUAUCUGUGAUAAUCCUAUCUACCCUCCUCUUUCUUCAGCCUCAGUUCCGUGUCUUGAUUCUAGUUGUAAGUCAGAAGUUUGUCCAGGAUUUCUAGCAACAUGUGAUGCUUCCCAGAACCCUGUACCAGUAAUUACUACGUCUGUUCCUACAUUGAGUCCUCCCACUUUUUCUUGUUCUUCUGCCAUACCAGAACCAUCACUUUCAAAAGAAGAUACAGAAAAACAAACCGUUUCAUCAGGAGACCUUUCCAAUGAUGGCAGCAAUAAUAGCCAUGCUGGUGUACAAGAAACACAAGAGUUUGUUUUAGAUUCGGUUCCAAAACAGGUUCAUUUUCCAAGUGCCUCUGUAGUACAUAAAUAUCCUACAUGUCCCAACACAUUGUGCCACACGGCUUCCUCAAAUCAGGAUGUUACAAAUCCAGACUCAUUGAAGACAUGUGGUGCAAAUUCUAAUGAAGUCUAUGCAACUGUUCUGCCAGAAGAUGAGGGGCCUUGUCUUCAGUCAACCUCAAAGAACGAUGACAAGAAGCCAAAUGGAUUACAACAGCAAUCGUGUCUGCAUAAUUGCAGCCAGUCUUCCACCCUGCUUAAGAAUUCUGAAGUGGGUAAGGUUUCCGUAGUGACACCUGCCUUUGACAGCGAAGCAACCAAAGUUAACCGAGUCCUUAAAUGUGGCCAGAAAGAUGUCCUCUUUAGUGGACCACACAUGAUGACCGCCCACAUUCACGAGAGGGGUCAUCUGGUUUUGGAGUUUGGUAACGAAAAUGAAAUAUCAAAAGUUAAAAGCAGUUCCAAUGUUCGCCAUGAAGAGCCACAGAAAGCAUUUUCUUUGAAAUCUUCGAGUUCUGUUAAAAAAUCUAAAAAGAACCAAAAUCUUUUAGAUUUCAGUAUCCAGCAUAUCGUUAAGAGUCGUGUUGAAGAUUAUAAGAAGUUUAUGUUAGAAAAUCAUAUGUGGCCUAUUGAAGUUAGCAGUGCCGGCCAAGUAGAAAACGGUGAAAACAAAGAUUCUAACUUUAUUAAUUAUCCCAAAUAUGACAUUCCUACUAGAUUAGAGAAAGUAAUUGACAAAAACUACAGUGAUUCCGAAAAAAUUUCCACCUUUAUUAAAAGUGGUCUUCUGCCUUGUGAAAACAUGAAGGACUUAGAGAAUUGUUUCCGUGGCGUCUGCUUUCAGAGCUGGAACUGUGAAGUACUCAAUUAUGAAAAGAUUGCUUUUGGUAAGCAAGGAAUUGUGAAUUUGAUCUGUUCAGUGUGCCACAAACAUUUUUUAGAUUUGGAUUCUUUGCUGCGACACCAACUGCAUCGGCAUCCCAGUAUUGAGUGCAACUUUCUGGAAGUAGAACUUGGCCAGAGCAUAGUCGCCUUGCACUACCCAACUCCUAACAUCAAAGGCGUCCUUUGUUCUCCAAAUAUUGACCUUAGUGCCUCCAAAACCUUAGAGACCUACAAAUGCUCCAAAUGUCGUAAUCUGUUUCCGACUGUCUCUCGUCUCCAUUCACAUAUAAUACGUUGUGCUUCUAAUCUAGACACUAUGCUUUCUACCACUAGUUCUAAAAUGGGCAAAAGGAAGUACAAGAAGCGCUUAAAGAAACGGCUCCGCGAUGUGUUGAAUGGUUCUAAUACUUUUAAAUUCCGAUUGAAAGACUUUGCUGGAUAUGAUCCAACUAUGUUCCGAGAAAAUAAUACAACGCGAAGGAGGUUGGCCGACUGCGAGAACAGUAAGGUCACUUAUAUUGAUGAUGACCCAGACAAAAACCGUAAACGUCGUGGCCCUGACUUGUCUUAUGACCCUAAAAAUCAUGUUAGGCGAAGAGAAUCAGUUGAGGUGAUUGAAACACAUCAGUGCCGGGGUUGUAACAUAAAGUUCAAGUCUCUGCCCUCACUUGAGAGACAUGCCCCCAAUUGUUCGCAUAAGGACAAACUUCAAAGCCUCAAAGUACUUGAAGGUACUGCCCCUGCUCCCCCAGUAAAAUCAAAACCCCAACAUAAAUGUCACUACUGCAGCAAGCUGUUCACUUAUCCGAAAAGCCUUUGUAAUCAUUAUGUAAAUUUAUGUUCAGCUCGGAACCAACGACAGAAAAAAGGAAAUCUUUCUAUGGAGGAUCUUCAGAAAGAAGCAGCCAUUGCAAGAUUGGUACAGCAAGAGGAAAAAGAGAAAGUGUCAGAGGUUCAAAUCCCUGCUGAGAAUAAGCCAAAUGAAACAGAACAAAACCCUGAUUGUAAAGGUGUAAAAAGAAAAUUGUACAAGAAAAAUUAUUCUUGGACUUCGAUAAAAAAGAAAAAGAAUGAAAACUCUGAAAAGGCGAGCAGUGAUGUUGAAAAUGAUGAGGAUGAUGAUGAAGAGGAAGAAGAAGAUGAUGAAGAAGAAGAAGAGGAGGAGGAGGAGGAGUUGGAGGAAGGAGAGUAUGCCCUUGAAUAUGACAAUGAUGAUGCUUCGGAAGAGAAGGCGGAUUGGUUGGCAUUUAAGGGCGAAGUCAAAGAGGAGACUAAAUCAUCAUUGCAUAAUGAUGACGAGGUUCCCGAAGGCAAUGUUUGCAGAACGAAAUCUAAGUCUUCUGAUGCUUGCCUAGAGGAACUCUUAGUGGAGAAGGAACCGUUGUUACAUUCAAAGACCGUUGAAGAAAGUUCACAAAGUGCUCUCAGCAAACAAUUGCGGAAUUCAAAUGUUGUAGAGAAACCAUGCAAUGUUACAAACAGCGAAAUAAAAUUGUCGACAAAUAGCGUAGCAUGUAAAACCGAGACAUCUUAUGAGCACCAAGGUGCUUACAAGAAUAUCUUGGAGUCUGAACUGUAUAAGCAGCUGACUAAACAAACCAUGUUUGGCAGUGCUGCAGACAGUUCAAAUGCAGACGUAAAGCAGGAACCAAGGGACGUGGAAUUAACGAAAGCUUCAGUGACCGACGCCCAACCUUCUGUGUUUGAAGACCAACUGAAUGAAGAGACUUCAAAAUCAGAAACGCAACUUGAUGGUGGAAUCGAUAGUCAGGCUUCGACAGAUAAUGUUGCGACUGAAAGAUCAGAAGUUGUUGAAGAAAUCCAAACAGGUGCAAUUUGUGAUCAGGAAGAGGUGAAACCGAAUUCUUUGGUGGCGCAGCUACCUGAUGAAACAGCUAAGAAAACAUCAGAAGAUGAUGGCCAGGAUGUAAAACUACCAGAAAAUGACGCAGGAGACACAGACAAUCAACACCAUUCUCUGCCUGAAGAAUCUCCAGAAGAUGCAGAGAAGGAAUUUGGUGAUGAAAGCAACAGAGCAAUACAGUGCCAUGUUAGUGAUUCACUUCCCAAAGACACAACAGAUGGAGUACCACAAACAGCAUCAGAAUAUCCUCUUGCAGAUGAUGCUGGUGCCUCCAAUGCAUCUUAUGUUUUAAUGCCAAGUGAGUUUCUUUCUGGACAGCCCACAGAUGGAAAUAAUGGAGAAACAUUAUCUUUAUCCGGCGGCACCGAUGUUGCAGCAGCAGAAACAAAUACAAGCAUUGUAAACGUUGAGGCUGAAGGUGCCAAAGAAGCGGCAGAUGUCCCUCUCUUACAGUUGUGUACUGAUGGUUCUACAAUGGUUUUGUGGCCAGUUGGGAUGGAAGGACUACCAAGCAGAUUUAAGCCAGUUGAUAACACAUUAGGUGUGACCAUCCCUGGACUUCAGGUGAACCUCACAAACAGCAGUGACUUGGUCAGUUCAACGCCAGUUUGUGAGAAAACAGAUCCUGAAAACAGUGUCUCUUCUGGUAUUGAACCGCUACCCAAAGAAGUAGAAAGUCCAGCUACAGCAAAUGAGUCUAAUCUAAGUUUGGUUAUUGAUGACGAGGCUAAAAUGCAGGACAGUUGUACAGAGGGACCGAGUGAAACAAUUAAAUACCUUCUGACUCACCCAGCAGGACAAGAUGCAGAAGGUUGCCAGUCUCCAUCUGUGGACAAGUUAGUAACAAGUGAUAGUGAUUUGUCAAAAAUAGAAAUUGCGAGGGAGCCUGCUGAGAAGCACAUCAUGCACAGCAUUUUAAACAAGCCACCCUUGGCAGCCCCUACUGCCGCGUGGGAUAUGCUGAGAAAUCCUACUUUGGCAGGACCCGUUGUUAAUACUUCUUUAAUUCCAGUUCCUUCAGAUAACUCUGAAGGAAGUAUGUCAGCUUCAUGUGAAUGUGACCCUGUUCUAAAUCAGUCAUCUUCUACAAAUGUCGAAGUGAGUUGUGGAUCUGAAAACAUCAGCUUAAAAACAUCUCAACCGAUUUCUGAUACAACUGAUGACACAAGUACAAAUGAUGAAUUGAAGGAGAGUUCAUCUUACUGUGACAGUGAGACGCCCUUACUGAAAGCUACGGGGAAUUCUAUCUCUAAAGAACUUGAUUCCACGACUCCUAAAGAAAUGCAAUGUACUGGAUGUGAUAUGAAACAUGAUAUGGCUAUUUCAUGUCCAUCUGCAGCUCCAUGUUCAGUGAGCGACACAUUCGUUUCGACUGCCGAAGAUUCUCAUAACAAUGUUUCAAAUGAUUAUCAAGAACCAGUGUCUGUGACAUCCGAAUCAUUGAAAAAUGUUUCUCAACCUGAUUCCGAAACAGAGACAGAUGGUCCUACAUGUGAAGUGACAUCUUUGUUGGCUGAUGCAACUGGUUCUGAGACUGAGACACUUGCUGCAGAUGACUGCAACUUGAACACUUCACCAAACAACAUUUCUACUGAGGAGUGCAUUGUGGAAAAAAGCAGCAUUUUUGAAGAAAUUACUGAGAGCGAUAAAACUAUGAUGAUUGAGGAGAGUUUGUCUGGUACCGAGGUCUCUGUGUUGAAUGAACCAAUAGUAGCUAUCUCUAAAAACCAAGUGCAAGAGGAUGGCCCUCAUGUCACCUACACAGACAACGUAACAGAAGAACCUGUGGCCCAAGAAGCGGUCAGUGAACACUCGCAAGUGGAUGUUUGUAACCUUAAUGUUGUUUAUACACCUUUACCAGAGUUCUGUGAAGUAAAUGUGACUCUGGUACCAGCAGUGUCGUAUGAUAUUGGUGAGAACGAACAUAGUAUUGUAUCAGUAGUUGAAGAUGCUCCUAUGAACGAGACGGUGACAACAUCCGUGUCGGUGAUGGGAGAUGAAUCUAAAAGUGAGAUGUUGGAAGCUGUGUCUGUGCCAGUGGUGGGCAACGAGUCCGAAAUUGGGACACUAGAAGUUGUAGAUGGUCAGUCUGAAAAUGGAGUGGUGGACAGUGUGGACGGUGAAGUUGACCAGGCAUUAGAAACUUCUUCAACAGUGGACAGUGAGCCUGAAAGUGAGACACUUGACACUGCAUCACUUGUCAACAGUAAUUUUGAAAAUGAGACAGAGCACGCUGCAGAAGUAAGAGACAGUAUCUCUGAUGAUGAAAUGGUGGAGACAACCUCAGCAGGAGAUGACGAACCUGAAAAUGAGGCAGUUGUAACUGCUUCAAUAAUAGACUUGAAAGCCGAAUGUGAGACGGAAGAGGUGCCUGUUGAAGUUGGCUGCCCUGUGAAUGAAAUAGUGUCACCAGUUGAUGCAGAAAUAGAGAAUGUCCCUAUAAAUGAGACGGUGGAGAUUGUAUCAGUUGGAGACAACCUGUAUGAAGGCGAAACGGUGGAAACAACAUCGGCAACAGGAAGCGAAUUUGAACAUGAAACAACUGCACAAGCUGUGCUGGUGGACUUGUCCGAAAAUGAAACCCCAGUUGAGGCCAAAUCGGCAGCAAACAUCAUCUGUGACAGUGGAAUGGUAACUAACGUGUCUACAGCGAUGCACGAUAUUGCAAUUGAGGGUCAGGUAACAGUACCUGGUUUGUCAAUUUUGAGUGACACCUUUGAAAAUGAGGUAGCUGUGGUUGAAGUGGCUGUGGGCCAUGAAGGUGAAGAAGAAGAAGAAUCAUCUGUCAGUGCACCUGUGAAAAGCCCUGAACCUGUAGUUGAAACGAAGCUGGUUACACCAGGAAUGAGCAGCACAUGGGAAAAUGCGGUGCAGACGACAGAAUCAGUAUCAAAGAGCAGUAUUUCAGCAACAGGUAAUUUACCUGAAAGCGAGACAGGUGUAAAUGUGUCGGCAACAAACAACACAUUGAGAAAUGAGAUGUCAGCACUCGAGUGCGAAACAGAUGAGGCAUCUGAAAAAGAAACAGUACCUGGAUUGAUAUCUGCAAGUGCUGAUGGUAUUGCAUUUGAAGAUGAUAAAUCACAGUCAGGUACACCUGUCGUUAGUUUAAGAGAUGGGGUGACUAACAAAGUGUCACCUGGUUAUAUAGUAAUGGAGGAAAAUUCUUCACAGGCAAGCUGUUCUGUUUAUGACAGUAAUUUUGUACCUGUCGUCACGGAAACAGAUACGUCAUCUAAUAUCGUUGUGACUUUGUCUGAUGUGAGCUGUGGAGGACCUUCACAAAUGGAAAUGGCAACACUACCUGAAACAUGCGUUACCCUACCAAAUCCUGACCAAAGUGUUUCAUUAUUGGACAGUGCUGCUGCUCCUCAAAUCAAAACGGUCAUGACAGAAACGACAAGCAGUGUGUCCGGUCAUGGGGAAAAUGUAUCUGUAAGGGAUACACACUUGCGCCAAGAGGAAACGGCUGCGUUUGUAAUGACCAAUAAGGCAGCAAGUGCAUCGCUCAUUCCUGUGUGUAGUGCACCAGACGACAAAACAUCGGUACUUCAUGUAGUGAGCAGUGGCGAUAUACAUGGAGUAGGUGAGUUCUCACCUGCUGAAACUGUAAUAUGUGAUAUACCUGGUAAGGAAUCGACCUCGGUGUCAGUAAUAUAUAGUGCUUCACUUGAAAAGAAUUCUGCUCCUGUGGUAUUUAGCAGCUGUUCUGGAAAGGUAACACCAGCCGUAUCAUCAGUGUACAGUACUGUACUCUUAAAUGACAAUGCAGCAACAAGUUUACCUGUGACGUGUGGAAAAGUAAUACCAACCGUACCUGUGGUGUGUAACAUUGUAUCUGAGAAAGAAGCCGCUGUUGUACCUGUGGUGUAUAACUCUCUGUGUGGAAUGGAACCUACAAACAUAUCUGUGAUAGAUAGCAACAUGUCUGGGGAACAGAUGUCUGCUGUAGCUGGGGGGUGCAGUAAUGCACCCGUAAAGGUGAGAGCAACGUCAGCAUCAGGGAUGUAUGGCAGCGUACCUGGUGAAAAGACGGUGCUUGGUAGCACAGCCAUACUUUCAUCAGAUAGCCAUGUAGCUGAAACGAUAUCGUCCUUGCCUGUUGCAUGUAGUGCUUUACCUGCGAAUUUACUGCUCGCACCUCAACCAUCUGUUACAUCUGGCAUUGUGUCGGGAACAGCAACAGUUACGACUUUAACAUGUAGCGGUGCACUGCCAAAGAAAACGGGACUUUUGUUACAGACAUGUAGCACGAUAGCGUCAGACAAAUCUGCAUCACUAACAUGUAACAGAGUCGUACAAAGUACAGCGCCAUUUAUAUCAUCUACGGUUAGCAGUGGGGUGCUCGGUACAGUACACAUACCUCUGACAUAUAAUGAUGUAGAAACAUCAACAUGUAGCAGUUCAAUGGUGUCUGAAGUGAUGGAUUCCUCAUCGCUCACAUGUGGCACAAUAGAAUCUGAGAAGAGACCAACACCAGAAACUCUGAGAAACGAUCGCAUGACAUCUGCAUGUCUAACAUGUUGCAGCCAAGGACCAGAAGAGGCAGCACAUAUACCACUAACAUGUAGUGAUGUAGUACUUGAGGAUACAAUGCUUGCAUCACAGACAUGUGGCAAUGCAGUACCAGUGGAGACAGCAGCUACAUUACUGGCAUGUAGCAAUGUAGUGUCGAAGGAGGUGGCACCUGCACCACAGACAUGUAGCAGUGUAAUACCAGAGAGGACAGUCCCUACAUUAUUAACAGGUAGCAAUAUCGUACAAGAGGAAACAGCACCUGCACAAUUGACAUGUAGCAGUGCAGUACCAGAGGACACAGCUACAUUACUGGCAUAUAGUGAUGUAGUAUCAGAAACAGUGUCUACACCACAAACAUGUGGCACUGUAGUACUAGAGGAGACAGUACCUAUAACACUGACAUGUAGCAAAGCGACACCAGAGGAAACCAAGCCCCUGCAUUUGACAUGUGGCAAUGUCCCAGGACUUGAUAUUUUAGCGCUGUCAGUUACAAACAAUUUUGUUCCUGAGACUGAAAACCCAGCUCCAUUGGUUGAGGAUGGUAUAUCUUCCGGGGCCGAUGCGGAAUCGGAAUCUCUUGUGUCUCCAACGGUCAGCAUCCCUAUUGGGAACCCACAUACUGAAGGCCUUAUGUCUGUGCUGUCAAAAUGUUACAAUUCUGCUGCCAAUACAAAUAAGUCAAACCAACAUUUGGAUGAAGUGACAGCAAGGUCUGAAAACACCGGUUUUUUUAACCCAGGAGCCUGCAACAAAAGUCUUACCAAGUGCACACCUUCUUCAGAAAAUAAUUUUAGACUUAAAAAUACAUCAAAAAAUUCUAGCUUUGAUUAUUUAACUCAUUCUACUGACACAGAUGGUGGAAGUGCAAAAUGCUGGAAAUAUGAAGCAAGUGUACCUCAAAACAUCCAGAAAAAUCCAAGAAACGAAGCGGGAAAACAACAGCUCGGUGAUCUUAUUUCCUCGUCUGCGAAACAUCUGGGUGAGACGGAAUCUGUGAAAUCCCUUGGUGAGGAUGUUCGGAUCUUGAUGGAGGAGCAAGAGCAGGACUCGGAUUCCGACCCACUUGUGGUAUUGUCGAGAGUCGCAGUAGCCAAAAUCUCUGAGUCAGCAAUGAAAUCGGAAGAGAAUUCGAAGAAAGAGAGUGACUACACUGGUGUGACAACAUUGAAUUUUGAGAGCGAACUUGAGCUGGAAGUAGUACCUGAGGCGAUAAUGGAGGGUGAUAUUCUGUACGAUGAUUUCCCAGGUAGCGUUCCAUUCCAUACGGUCAUCACUCCUGAUGCUAAUGCAACAUUAGAGACUCCACCUGACUGCCGUAAAAUGAUGCAAUAUCUCUCUGACACGUCAAGGACGCUCAAACACUCGUUACCUCCCCUGUCUCCACCUGUUCCCCUCUUAAAUCUCCCGCACAGGUACAAAUCGGAAACGCCUGCUGCUCACUGUUUAUCUUUUGAUAACUUUGAAGAUUCGACACAAGCCAAACACAUCAAAGUAACAGACUCUGUCUCUAAACCUGGUCCAAGCCUUAAUCCUAGCCCUAACUGAACAGAACAAGAGGAUUCAGUCAGACAACUCAAACACCUUUUGUUUGCCAAUGAAGAAAGCAAAAAAAUUCAGAAACUUUUGGCUAAAUUUACACUUUUUUUUUUUCCUUUAAAAUAUUCUUCAAAUUUUCUGCUUUUCCUAAUUAUUAUUCUAUAUCUGUUUUUGAGGAAUAUGGAAACAAUAACCAAGAACAGGCAAAGAAUUCUUAUGAACUAUUUCUAUGAAAUUUCAAAAAUUUGAUUUUGGUAUAAAAAAAAACACAAAAAAAAUAGUUUCUUAUGGAAGGAGGCACAGAGCUCGUUAUUAGAACUCUGGGAUUUUUUCUUAAUUUUAUAAAGUAUGACUCUUUAUAAAUUUAUAUAUAUACAUACUACACACACAUAUAUAUAUAUAUACAUAUAUAUAUAUGUGUGUGUGUAUGU
Molecule: messenger RNA, 12643 nt
Organism: Octopus sinensis (East Asian common octopus)
Lineage: Eukaryota; Metazoa; Mollusca; Cephalopoda; Octopoda; Octopodidae
Exons: 5
Coding region: 549-12221 (3890 amino acids)
Biological process (GO): regulation of DNA-templated transcription
Molecular function (GO): RNA polymerase II cis-regulatory region sequence-specific DNA binding; DNA-binding transcription factor activity, RNA polymerase II-specific
Source: RefSeq, a predicted model, not a curated record